AUGUCAAACUUAACUCAAUACUUAGAUGAGAAUUACCCUAGUUCAAAUAGGUCAUCGAUUAUUAAUUUAGACUUAAGUAACAAAAAUUUUGUUGGAAAUGUAGAAGAUCUCGAUAGUUCUUUCAUCAAUAGUGGUGGAAGUCACUCAUAUUAUAUGCUUAGAGAGUUAGAUUUAAGUAAUAAAAAAUACUAUUCUUCCUCCAAACACCGCACUAUAACAGGAACAACCUCUAACAAUAAUCCUGCAACGUCACACCCUAAUGAUAAUCUAGGUUUAAAAAUUGGUCUCAGUGUUGGCAUCAUUGCCGCGUUUUUGCUUGAACUAGUAACAUUUUUAUGUUACAAGUAUAAAAUCAGGAAAAACGAACUUCGAUACUGCGAAUACCAUGAUAGACAAAAAGUAAUGUUUUUUCACAGCUACUAUGCUGAUGAGGAAGACAUAAUUAAUGAAAAACUAUUUCCAUCUGCUCAACUUACAAAUUUUGCACUAAGUUCAAAAGAAAUUGUGUUGGGAUAA
Messenger RNA from Diversispora eburnea, 516 nucleotides. Lineage: Eukaryota; Fungi; Glomeromycota; Glomeromycetes; Diversisporales; Diversisporaceae. The record is from the annotation of a GenBank genome assembly.